UUUAUUCACAUUGAAACUCUCUCUCUUAAAACAUAUUAACGUUAACGAACAAAGCUGUUCUGACCUCUCGACUCUCGACUUUUCGACUUUCGACUUUUGCUUCACUCUGGUGAUCACGAGGUGGUACUGUGGUGGUCGCGCGGUGGUCGCACGGUGGUCGUGAGGUGGUGGUGCGGUGGUCACGAGGUGGUGGUGCGGUGGUCGCCCGGUGGUGGUUGCGUUUCGUCUCGUGAACGCCUCUGUUUGUCUUUCUGUUCGUGUGUGCGGUGGUUCUGUGGUGGUUGCGCAAUGAUUCUGUGGUGGUCGCGUGGUGGUUGCGUGGUGGUUCUGACGUUUCUCCUUGUGACGUUUCUGGACAGGGAGGUUGUUUUCACAUUUCUGUGUAGGGGAUUUAUUUGCAUGAGUAAGUCAAAAAGGGAGGUCGACAUUACAUGGAAUUACUGUGACAGUGUUCCACCAAAUAGGCUACAGGUUAAAUGCAAGUUUUGUUCUCACACUUGUUGGGGUGGUAUAGCAAGAAUGAAACAACACCUUGCUAGAACAAAAGAAGAUGUCAUUCUGUGUUGUAGUGUCCCUGACGAUGUGAACGAAAUAUUUGUGAAGAUGCUAAAAGGAAAAGAAAAAAAGACAAAGGAUGGCAGCUUUGAUUGUGGAGGAGAAUUAGCAAGAGAAGUGACAAAGGGAAAAAAUGAUCUUCAACAAAUGACAAUCAAUGCAUCAUAUAAAAAUAGAGAAGAUGUAAUUAGAGAAAUUUGCAGCUGUAUUUAUGGCAAUGCAUUGCCAUUUAACCUUGUAAGGAGCCCUCUUUUUAUACAAAUGCUGAAGGCUGUUAGAGAGUAUGGCAAAGGAUUAAAACCUCCUUCUUAUCAUGAGGUAAGAGUUUCAUAUUUGAAAAAAGCUGUGGAUAAUGUUCAACAAUGUCUACAAAAGUAUAAAACUGAUUGGGAAAAAUGGGGAUGUACAUUGAUGUGUGAUGGAUGGACGGAUGGUAAAGGAAGAUCAUUGACUAAUUUUCUUGUUAACAGUCCAAGUGGGACUGUUUUUUUGAAAUCUAUUGAUACUAGUGAUGUCAUUAAAGAUGGGAAGAAAAUGCUUGAGUUGUUGGACAACAUGGUGGAGGAAAUUGGAGAGGAGCAUGUUGUCCAAGUAGUUAAUGAUGGAGCUUCUAAUCUUGUGGCAGCUGGAAGAAUGCUAAUGGAAAAGAGAACCAAAUUAUUUUGGUCCCCAUGUGCAAAACACUGCCUUGAUUUUGUUCUUGAAGAUAUUGGAGAGCUUCCAGUAUUUUACAAUACUAUUAGCAAUGCAAAGAAAAUCACCACUUACAUAUAUAGGCAUACAUGGGUUCUUAAUUUGUAUAGAAGCUACUCUAAUGGAAGAGAAUUAGCAAGACCAACUGUCACAUGAUUUGCUACUUCUUAUCUCACAUUAAAUUGUAUUAAGUAACAAAACAAUGCUCUUAGAUCAAUGUUUGCUUCAGAGGAAUGGGCUACUAGUCCACAUGCUAAUAAAAGUGAGGGUAAGCAAGUUAUGAAUUUGGUGUUGAGUGAUGGUAGAUUUUGGAGAUCAAUCACCUAUUGCUUAAAAUGUGUGAUUCCACUCGUAAAAGUGUUGAGGCUUGUAGAUGGUGAUGCAAAACUAGCCAUGCCAUACAUUUAUGAAGCAAUGGAUAGAGCAAAGGAGCAAAUUGCUGAAAAUUUCCAAAAGAUAGAAACGAGGUACAAAAAAGUGUGGAAGAUUAUUAACACUAGUUGGAAUUUGCAACUACAUAGGCCUCUCCAUGCAGCAGCCUAUUAUCUAAAUCCUAGAUAUCACUAUGACAAAAAUUUCAAUUCGGAUAGGGAGGUCUUGAUUGGUUUAUAUGAAACAUUUGAAAGAAUGGUUUUGGAUGUUAGCACAAGAGUUACAAUUGAUCAACGACUUGAAAAGUUCAAGGGAGCUAAAGGGCUUUUUGGAAUGUACAUGGCAAUAGCUUCUAGAAACAAGAAACAACCUGCUCUUUGGUAGGAAAGUUAUGGAGGAGAAAGUAAAGAGCUACAAAAGAUAGCCAUGAAAAUCUUGAGUCUCACAUGUAGUGCAACAGGGUGUGAAAGGAAUUGGAGCACCUUUGACCAAGUCCAUACUAAGAGAAGAAAUAGAUUGGAGCAACAAAGACUAAAUGCUCUUCUCCAACUUGAGUUGAGACAAAAGAGUAGAGAAGAGAAGGGGGAAACUUAUGAUCUCAUAUGUUUGUCAGAUAUUGAAUCAGAUGAUGAAUGGAUUACAGAAAAAGAAAAUCCUUGUUUGCCUAUUGAUUUCUCAUGGAUGGAUAUACAUGAUUGCUUUGAUGAUGAAGAGGGAGCUCCAAACAAAAAAAGGAAGAGAGGGCCAAGAAACUUAAAUGCCAAGACCAAUAAAAAAGGAAAAUCCAUAGUAGGAGAUGAGGAGGAAUUUGAAGACAUUAAUGAAGGGGAAGAACUUUCACUAGAAGAUGAAGAUCACUUAAGUGAUGUAGAUCUUGGAGAUGAUGAUGAUGAAAUAUGAAUGAUUUAGACUAGAUUGUUUUUUUGAGGUUCUUUUGGAUACAAGCAACAAAAACACUUAUUUUUUGGAUGGGUAUAAUGCAAUACUUGUUUAGUAGCAUAUAGCCAUAGUUAAAGGAAUCUUAGGCAGCAACCAUAAUGUCAUUUGAAGGCUGUGUUGCUGAAAUUGUGAAUCUAUGUGGUAAAAUAUACAUAGAUACAACUACUUUAUUUGACUAUGAGGUUGUUUUGUUAUUAAUUGUCUCUUUGCAUAUUUAUAUAUCCU
Molecule: messenger RNA, 2784 nt
Organism: Vigna unguiculata (cowpea)
Lineage: Eukaryota; Viridiplantae; Streptophyta; Magnoliopsida; Fabales; Fabaceae
Molecular function (GO): protein dimerization activity
Source: RefSeq, a predicted model, not a curated record